AUGACAUCAUCAGGCCCUGCCCACUCCCCCCUCCCCCACCUUCAUCAUCAUCAUCACCACAUCUUACUCAGGAUUGGACGAACAUCCCGUCCUUCGUCCUUAUGGCCCUGCCUCCUGCUCUCUCUAUGGUUCUGGAUUGGUGAAGAGGUGAUCCAGGUGAGCGCCUCCCACCAGCACUUCCACCCCCACUCUAUAAAGAUACCUGGUGACAUCACUCUGGGGGGGCUGUUCCCCAUCCACGCUCGCGGCCCCCACGGGCUGCCCUGUGGUGAGUUGAAGAAGGAGAAAGGGAUCCACCGUAUGGAGGCCAUGUUGUACGCUCUGGACCAGAUCAACAGCGACCCUGAAGUCCUGCCCAACAUCACGCUGGGGGCCCGGAUCCUGGACACCUGCUCCAGAGACACCUACGCCCUGGAACAGUCUCUCACCUUUGUCCAGGCGCUGAUCCAGAAAGACACAUCCGACAUCCGCUGCUCCAACGGAGAGCCGCCAAUCAUCCGCAAACCAGAGAGGGUGGUGGGCGUGAUCGGAGCGUCUGCCAGCUCCGUGUCCAUCAUGGUGGCCAACAUUCUGCGCCUCUUCGAGAUCCCUCAGGUGAGCUAUGCGUCAACAGCUCCAGAGCUCAGUGACAACAACCGAUACGACUUCUUCUCUCGGGUGGUUCCUCCGGACUCGUACCAGGCUCAGACCAUGCUGGACAUCGUCAAAGCUCUGGGCUGGAACUAUGUCUCCACGCUGGCCUCCGAGGGAAACUACGGAGAGAGCGGCGUCGACGCCUUCAUGCAGAUCUCCAGAGAAGCCGGUGGGGUAUGUAUCGCUCAGUCUGUGAAGAUUCCUCGUGAGCCGACAGAUGGAGAGUUUGAUAAGAUCAUCAGACGCCUGAUGGAGACAAGUAACGCCAGAGGAGUGAUCAUCUUUGCCAACGAGGACGACAUCAGGUGUGUCCUUGAAGCGGCCAAGCGUGCUAAUCUGACAGGUCACUUCCUGUUUGUGGGGUCAGACAGCUGGGGGGCAAAAAGUUCACCAAUCACAGAGCUGGAAGAUGUGGCAGAGGGCGCGGUCACCAUCCUCCAGAAACGAGCGUCGAUAGACGGCUUCGAUCAGUACUUCAUGUCUCGUUCUCUGGAGAACAACCGCAGGAACAUCUGGUUCGCUGAGUUCUGGGAGGAUGACUUCAGGUGUAAACUGACCCGACCUGGAAUCAAACUGGACCCUGACAAGAAGAAAUGUACAGGUGAGGAGAGGAUCGGUCGGGACUCGUCCUAUGAGCAGGAGGGGAAGGUCCAAUUUGUGAUCGAUGCGGUUUACGCUGUUGCUCAUGCUCUGCACAGCAUGCACCAGGACCUGUGUCCGGGCAGCUCCGGAGUCUGCGGCAAUAUGGACCCUGUGGAGGGACGCUCACUGCUCAACUACAUUAGAUCCGUCAACUUUAAUGGAAGUGCAGGUACAAGUGUUUUGUUCAAUGAGAAUGGAGAUGCUCCCGGUCGCUACGACAUCUUUCAGUUUCAGAUGACCAAUCACAGCCACCCCGGAUACCGUGUAAUCGGCCAAUGGACCAAUAACCUGAGACUCAACCUGGAUGAGAUGCAGUGGUCCGGAGGAGAUAGAUCAGUUCCUGAGUCCAUCUGUAGUUUUCCCUGUAGACCAGGAGAGAGGAAGAAGAUGGUGAAGGGUGUCCCCUGCUGCUGGCACUGUGAGCUCUGUGAUGGGUAUCAGUACCAGCUGGAUGAGUUUACCUGUGAGACAUGUCCGUCAGACAUGCGCCCUGUCCCCAACAGAACCGCCUGUCGUCCGACCCCGAUCAUCAAACUGGAGUGGAACUCCCCCUGGGCCCUUGUUCCCGCCUCCCUCGCCAUGCUUGGUAUCCUAGCAACCAGCGCUGUGGUGAUCACCUUCAUCCGCUUCAACGACACGCCCAUUGUCAGGGCAUCAGGAAGGGAGCUCAGCUAUGUACUUCUGACAGGUAUCUUCCUGAUCUACCUGAUCACAUUUCUGAUGAUUGCGGAGCCAGGUGUGGUGGUUUGUGCGUUCCGGCGCCUCCUGCUGGGCCUUGGCAUGGCCAUCACCUACUCUGCCAUGUUGACCAAAACCAAUCGCAUCUACCGCAUCUUUGAACAGGGCAAGAGGUCGGUGACACCGCCCAAAUUCAUCAGCCCCACGUCCCAGCUCGCCAUCACCUUCAUCCUCAUCUCCGUCCAGGUCCUUGGUGUGUUUGUGUGGUUCGCCGUCAUCCCCCCUCACACCACCAUCGAUUAUGAGGAGCUCCGCCCCCCAAACCCUGACCUGGCCCGAGGCAUCCUGAAGUGUGACAUGUCCGACCUGUCAAUCAUCUGCUGCCUCAGCUACAGUAUCGUGCUCAUGGUGACGUGUACGGUGUAUGCGGUGAAGAGCCGUGGUGUCCCGGAGACGUUUAAUGAGGCAAAGCCAAUCGGUUUCACCAUGUACACCACCUGUAUCGUCUGGCUUGCCUUUGUACCAAUCUUCUUUGGUACCGCCCAGUCCACAGAGAAAAUGUUUAUCCAGACGGGCACCCUGACUGUCUCCAUGUCUCUCAGUGCGUCUGUCUCUCUUGGGAUGCUCUAUAUGCCGAAGGUUUACGUGAUCAUUUUCCAUCCUGAGCAGAACGUCCAGAAGAGGAAGAGGAGCUUCAAGGCUGUUGUCCAGGCUGCCAGAUUGUCUCAGAAAUCUUCAAGUGAGAAACAAAACGGAGAGACAAAGAUUGAACCUGACAGAACGCAGUAA
This is a messenger RNA of Seriola dumerili (greater amberjack), 2742 nucleotides long. RefSeq names its product metabotropic glutamate receptor 6-like (gene grm6a). NCBI's taxonomy places the organism in Eukaryota, Metazoa, Chordata, Actinopteri, Carangiformes, Carangidae. Bases 1 to 2742 code for a protein of 913 amino acids. Gene Ontology annotation, cellular component: membrane. Gene Ontology annotation, molecular function: adenylate cyclase inhibiting G protein-coupled glutamate receptor activity. Gene Ontology annotation, biological process: regulation of synaptic transmission, glutamatergic; G protein-coupled glutamate receptor signaling pathway. The transcript has 14 exons. The record is from RefSeq and is a predicted model, not a curated record.